CUGACAGCCACUGCUCAGAGCCCAUGGAGCUGUGGAGGCAGCUGAGGGAGGCUGGACUGGUGCCUCCGGGGCUGGGCCCACCCCCACGGGCCCUGAGGGGGGUCUCCCCAGUGGACAGCCCUGGCCAGACCCUCACGUCUCCAGGGACAGACACUGGAGGUGCCAGGGAGAGUCUGCUGUGGGUCUGGGAGGAGCUGGAGAAGCUGCGCCAAGCGGGUGUCCGGCUGCUGGGCCAGCUGUGCAGCGUGGGGCUGCAGAUGAAAGCGCUCCAGGAGGAUCUGGUUACCAUCCUGGAAGAGGAGGAGGACAGCUGUGAGGAAGAGGAGGAGGAUGAAGAGCCCCAGAGGAAGCAGGAGGAAGAACACCUGGGGGCCUCCUGCCCAGCCCCAAGCCCCCCUGACUUUGAGAUGACCAUCUGAGGCCCUGCCAGUGUGCUUUCCGAGUGAUACCCAAAUGAGCCGCACAGGUAUGCAGAAGAGGGGGGAACUUUGCAGGACAAAUCAGAUUUGGAAUCAAGCAUGCUGUUCGAGCAAGUGCUUCCUCUGAAGAUGUCUGCAGUGAGACGUAGGCACUGGCCUGUGAGCUGGAGGUGUGUUUGCAGAUGAUGCGGGAGGUCGCAGAGAAGCUGCAGGUGCGUUUGCAGAUGGACCUUUGCACA
This is a messenger RNA of Propithecus coquereli (Coquerel's sifaka), 658 nucleotides long. RefSeq names its product glutamate-rich 4 (gene ERICH4). The record is from RefSeq and is a predicted model, not a curated record. Lineage: Eukaryota; Metazoa; Chordata; Mammalia; Primates; Indriidae. Bases 24 to 419 code for a protein of 131 amino acids. The transcript is spliced from 2 exons.